This is a messenger RNA of Drosophila montana, 888 nucleotides long. Its product is annotated as lysozyme. The transcript is spliced from 4 exons. The record is from RefSeq and is a predicted model, not a curated record. Lineage: Eukaryota; Metazoa; Arthropoda; Insecta; Diptera; Drosophilidae. The coding region runs from base 186 to 689 and encodes 167 amino acids. Gene Ontology annotation, molecular function: lysozyme activity.
GCCAACUAUAAAGCACUCGCAAACUCGAAUACAAAAGAUACAGAUACAGCUGCUCAGUCGCAGUCGCAGUCGCGAUCGCGAUCGCAGUCCGCAAUUUCGUAUCCGCAGUCGCAAUCGUGUUGAAACUAGUUUUCUUUAUUGCCGCGUCGCGUCUGCUCCACAGUGUUCGGUUAAUUAACAAAGAAAUGUCGCGUGAAUCGACAGCCCAAAAAGUUCGGAUUAUGGCUCCACUGCUGCUGCUCCUCUGCCUGAUGAUGUGGGCAAAGGGUGUGGAGUCCAAGAAGUAUAUGCGCUGCGAGCUGACGCGUGUGCUGGUGGAGACCUACAGAUUCCAGAAGACGCUAAUGUCCAAUUGGAUCUGCCUGGUGGAGCAUGAGAGCUCCUUGGAUACGAACAAGGUGACGAGCAAAGAGAACAAUAGCAAGAACUAUGGACUGUUCCAAAUCAACAGCAGGGACUACUGCGCCGAGGGACGCCGGGGUGGACUGUGCAACAUGAAAUGUGAAGAUCUCUCCAAUGACGAUAUUUCGGAUGAUAUUGCCUGCGCCAAGACCAUACAGCAACGCGAUGGCUUCAAAUAUUGGAAGGGCUGGAGUCGCUAUUGCCGCAACACACAGAACCUGCCCAAUUUGGAUGUCACCUGCAAGCUGAGUACUUUAUCGCCCAUACGGAGUCCCAAUUCGUUUUAGAGAGGCAGAAUGAUUCAAAUCUCUUCAAGCCGAACUACUUAAGCCUUGUUUUAAGAAAACACAUUCCAAAUUCAAUGAAUUUGCAAUCACAAUUGCAACUGAUGACAAUUGUGCACAGUUUUAUUUCAGGUAUUAGUUCUAGGCAUUUUAAUUUGUCAGCCACGUUUAAGAAAAUACAUUGUGUAUAUAUAUUAUGCAA